Molecule: messenger RNA, 864 nt
Organism: Musca domestica (house fly)
Lineage: Eukaryota; Metazoa; Arthropoda; Insecta; Diptera; Muscidae
Exons: 1
Coding region: 1-864 (287 amino acids)
Source: RefSeq, a predicted model, not a curated record
AUGUACGAGUAUAUCAAACGGGCCCACUUCCACAAGCUACAGCAGAUAACCGAUGACGUGAUACGUGAUCGUGCCAUGGAGUUCAAAGAAAUCAUAAAUAUUGAAAAGUUUUUCCCCAACCGAGCCUGGAUACGAGAUUUCAAGUCUGUCUUCAAUAUUGACCUGGAUCACAUGAGCCAAAUAAUUGUUUCAAGGAAGCCACAAAAGUCUCUCAACUGUAAGGAUAUCAUAACCUAUUGUGCCAAGGAAGUGGAUCAUGCCUUGUCCUCUCAGCCGGAUAGUACAAAGAAUCAAAUGCUGCCAGAUGGCGGCAGCAGUCAUUUGAUGGACUUGGGAGGAGAGGGUGAACAACAGCUGCGGCAUCCAAUAUUUGAUAGUGCGAGCAAUGAUGGGGAACGACCAGACUAUGAUGAGGACAUGAUCAAUGAGGACGAAGAGGGUCCCACCAUAAAUUUUGGCGACUACCAAGAAGAUCAAGACGAAGAAAUAGCAACGGCGGAUUCGCCAGAGAAGGAUAUAAAGCCGGAUAUAAGCAUUUUGGAAAGUAUGCUUAAGGGACAAAUCCCAUCCACAAAACAAACAAUAGAAACAGAUAAAAUCAAAGAGGAAUUGCUUGAGGAGGAAUUGACGACUGAUGGUGGUAUUCAAUCAACAAGUUCGUCAACAGAAGCAGAUGGAAUAGACAGCCGAAAACACUCUACCAGGACCACAAUCGAAAGCUAUGAAGAAGCUCUAGCCUUUAUGGAACCACUAGAAGAUUUUGCCAUAUUCGAGGAAGAUUUCAAGGCAAUCAAUCUGUUGACCCAACUAGCCGAAGUAUUUGAGAAGAGAAAAAAAUGUAAAAUGCAAAUGGCGAAGACCUGA